Messenger RNA from Hypoxylon fragiforme, 3031 nucleotides. RefSeq lists its product as uncharacterized. The record is from RefSeq and is a predicted model, not a curated record. Gene Ontology annotation, biological process: protein polyubiquitination; positive regulation of proteasomal ubiquitin-dependent protein catabolic process; ubiquitin-dependent protein catabolic process. The transcript is spliced from 2 exons. Gene Ontology annotation, molecular function: ubiquitin conjugating enzyme binding; ubiquitin protein ligase activity; zinc ion binding. Gene Ontology annotation, cellular component: ubiquitin ligase complex; cytoplasm. Bases 647 to 2968 code for a protein of 773 amino acids. Lineage: Eukaryota; Fungi; Ascomycota; Sordariomycetes; Xylariales; Hypoxylaceae.
AUGGUCCAUAGUAAGUGUCCUCGACAAGCUAGAUAGUUAUUGUGACAUGGUGCUAAAAUGCUUAGCCGACAUAUCCAGUACCUCCCCGAGGCCCACGCCUCGGUGAUAGGGGCUGAACGACUAGAUACUAAAUAUCCAGGCAACUAGUUAACCUACCGCAGUGUGUGGUUCAAAGAGUCUACUUUCAGCCUUACUCGGGUAUAGCACCUAAGUCGAUACUGUGUGUACCAGGUACCUUGUAUGUAGGUACACCUCGGCAUCCAGCAGAUAUCGUGCAUGUAGCUGUGGAGGUACAUACAAUAACGACCUCCCCUGAGGUAGGUAAGUACUUGCCUAUACCGAAGCCUCAGGUCAGCUGGCAAGCUAGAUGAGGCAUACCUUUUCGUAGAGUUCCUAAAAUGCGUCUGUUUCGACUUGUUCCCAUCCUUCCUCACCCUUUAUCUGCCUGCCUACUAUUUGUCUAUUUCUCAUCUCUCAAUUCCAGGCACAAAGUCAUGCUACCUCGUAUCACACAAAAGCUACCAAUCAAUCCUGAGAUCCUUCCAAAACGUGGGGAAGAAUUGCGGCUGAAGCACCCACUGCCUUAUCGUUUAUGAUAACUUGACCACCUACCUAUUGUUAUUCCUCUCUGCUGAUUCCUAAUUGAAUGCCUUCCAGUAUGGAUAGGAGUUCUGGUAUGCCCGAUAUCAUUGUCUCGACGUCUGAUGAAAUGGAUCACGAAUCUCCAGAUCAAAAGGGCAAAGGCAAAGCUGUCUUGUCAAGCCAGGACCCCGGAUUCGUAUCGCCUGAGUUGUUGAAUAAAGAGCACACUGUCGACUGGACUCAAUAUGCCCCUCCAGCAGGGCUCAAGGACAUGGCUGGUUCUGAUUCGGAACUGAUUGCGCAAGUCUUACAAGAAUCCAUCGACAGAGUUCAAGCUCGAAUCGCCGAAGAAGAAGAAAGACGCGUAGCAGAGCGAGAAGCAGAGAAAUCGAGGCAAGAAGAGAAACUUCAUCAAGAACAAGAACAAGAAGAUGAUAUGGCUACAUAUGUGCCAUCAUUGGAGGAGAAGCCAAGUGAACGAGGCCCCAUCGCGGCCUUGACAGGGCUGAGUGAGAAUUCGAGCAAGGCCCUCGCACCGCAGCGGCCCGUCAAAUCGAAAAAGAAUUCGUUGAUGAAUAUCCUACGGCGAUGGAACAAUAUUGUUGAGUGGGGCGAGUCAAGCGCAACUGGAGCAGCCCGUCAUAAGCCUGGUGAUUCUCAGAGUAGCUUCGAAUGGACUACACAAACCACGAAGAAACGAUUCGUCCCUGGAAUUUUGAAGAAGACAUCGACAGAGAGUAGUAGUAGUAGUCCCCAUUCCUCGAUAAAUGAGGCUCAAGUUGAAUGUGUCUCAUGUCUUGAUGACUUUAACCCCAAUGACAUGAUCAAAGGUCCUUGUCACAGUUACUGCAAGCCUUGUUUCAUACGCCUCAUAAAUGUCAACUGUGAAAAUGAGCAACAAUGGCCACCGAAGUGCUGUUUGAACCUGAUCCCUGCGAGCACUAUAAUCUCAAAUGUCGACAAUGAACUGAGGCAGAUAUACCGUGACAGAGCUGCUGAGUGGGACCUACCGAUUAGCGACCGCGUGUACUGCAGUACAUCAAACUGUAGCAUCUGGAUUCGACCAAACGAGAUCAACCAUGCUGACAAUCUCGCAAGGUGCGCAGCAGGCCAUCGGACUUGCACAAUCUGCCGCGGUGCUCCCCACGAAGGGACGGAAAACUGCCCACAGGACAGAGAUAUGAUGAGGACGGAUGAGCUCGCGGAAGAGGAAGGAUGGAAGCGUUGCUAUGGAUGCCGUGCAUAUGUAGAGCAUAGAGAGGCAUGCCAGCACAUGACAUGUCGAUGUGGCGCCGAGUUCUGCUAUGUAUGCGGAUUGCCCUGGCGAACCUGUGGUUGUUCCAUGGAACAACUAGUCGCCGUCAAAAGGGACGCAGCUACACGACGCCAAGAGAGGGAAGAGAGAGAAGCCCGGGAAGAAGCCGAAGCCCAGGAAGCUAUACGAUUGGUGGAGGAAUUCGAACGGGAAGAGGCGCGCAAGGCCGAGCUAUUACGAGUAGAACAGGAACGAUUGGCUGAAGAGCGCCGACAAAGGGAACUCGAAGAAAGGAUUCGGCGCGAGGAGGAGAGAAGAUGGGCAGUUGCAAGCAAAUUUCGAGGCAUCCGGGAAAUACUCGCGAAUAUACACGAACUACAACGAGCCAUCAUACAACGUGACCACAUUUCGGAACAAAUAAGGCUUGGAGAAGAGGGCACCGCAUCGCUCGAGAAGCUCCGGGCAGAUCAGAGAGCAGAUCGCGAGGAGCUCGAUGCCUCCACCAAGACUGAAAUUAGCAUACGAGAAAUGAACCUUCGAAAUGAGUACGCGCGUCGCGUAAUGGCGGAGCGCAGGAUCGAGAAUGAGUACCAUGCUAGAUUGAAGACCUACUGGGCCAGCAGAAAGGAUGGAGACGCUAAAAUUGAGGAUGCGAUGAAGAAGUUGAAACUCAAGAUGGACGCUAGGUUCAGCAAGUGGGAGAAAUGGAGGAAUACUGACCUAGACAACUAUCGCUGGAGCGUCACGGAACAACAGGAGAUCCAGGAGGAGCUCAUGGAGGAGAGAGAGCGUAGGUUGGUGGUAAGCACACGGGAAGAGCUCGUGAUGUUUUCAUUACGCAAGGUUGCAGAGCUUCGGUGGGUGGACGUUGUGAUGGAAGAACGCGAAAAGAUGCUCGCUGAUAUGGAGGAGGAUGAAGUUGAGAAUGGGGAGGAUAUCGAUGCUUGGUUUGCCGAUGAUGGACUUGAGAGUAGUUCGUCAGAGGAGCCUCCGGAAUCCGCUGAAGAUUCUGCGCCCGAUGAAUCUGAUGAAGAGGCUGAAGCUGAGCUACUGCAGGAGUUCAAGGUCCCCGGGGCAUUUGACUAUCCGCUUAUGAAGGCGCUCUAUUUGUCUGAAAAGAGAACUGCAUAAGUCAGGCCCUUCCACAUGAAAAUUUAUAGUGCCACAAGAGCUAAUAAAUUCGCGAUGCAUUGA